Messenger RNA from Lutzomyia longipalpis, 3321 nucleotides. RefSeq names its product ATP-binding cassette sub-family G member 8. The transcript has 10 exons. Bases 558 to 3239 code for a protein of 893 amino acids. Lineage: Eukaryota; Metazoa; Arthropoda; Insecta; Diptera; Psychodidae. Gene Ontology annotation, molecular function: ATP hydrolysis activity; ABC-type transporter activity; ATP binding. The record is from RefSeq and is a predicted model, not a curated record. Gene Ontology annotation, cellular component: plasma membrane.
GAGAUGCUUUGGCUCGCAACCUAUGGAGGUACACUCGAUCAAGUAGGGGACCAUACAUGGGGAAGUGAGCAGAAAAUGCUGCAGAGGUGUGCAAAGCACUCGGUUGAGUGAUCGCGAGUGGCUGUGCAGGUAAAAAUCCGCGUUGAUUGUGUGAGUAGCGUUCACGGUUCUUGUUCAAGAUGGCGUCACAAUUGUUUUAGUCAUUUACCUGCCUUGGCAUCGAACAGAUCGCAUGAAGAUCGCGGUGCCGGAUAACCAAAAUUGACCCCCAAAAAAGAGCUGUAAUUUGGUGCAUUGGACCAAAAAUAAACCGUGAUCUUGUACAUCAUCUCGCGAUCACCAUUUUUGUGGAAAAUAAUUUGUGAUUGGUGCUGUGAAGUGCAAGAGAACCCAUCAACAAUUCUAAAUUCCCUGCUAUUUAGCCACAUAGUUCUUUCUCCAUAGCGCGAGUGCAAUGAUCGUGAUGAUGGAUCUGUGAAUGAUAGUGACGCAGCAAGACAUGCAAUUCCAUGGAUUUAAUUUUCUCACCUAAUUGACCCGAAGCAGAAGAAAAUAUCAUGAGUCGUCAAGAACGUACUUUUCGGAAUGGCAUAGAACUCAAUCAUAUGUCAUCACCGAAGAAUUCACGGGAAGAGAGGCGCUACUCGGUGCCUCAUCAUGGGCCAAAUACUCCCCUCCCGCCCCCAGCCUCGGAGGAUUUGCACGCGUGGUCGAUCUAUAGACCUGAGGCAUUUUACAGGCAAAACCUCAAUUCGGACUUCACCGACUCGGCUCUGGGAUCAUCCGAUAAGUCCCCACUGCCAUAUGGGAAUUUUCAGCUGCGCGACACCACUGUCCAGUCAAUUCUCAACCACCCACGCUAUGGGCCCAAAUCCCCUCUGGGCUCCAAUAUGUACACUUACCUGAAAUUCGGGCUGCCACGCGUCUUCCCACCCAAUGCGGGCUCCCAGAGGUCCCACAAUCGCCAAAUGGGUGGACCCGGUGGUGGUCGUGGGCGCGUCAAUCGUGGCUACCGAGAGAGUCAACCCAUUGGGGGUGCUAGCAGUGGGUACGACAGCAGCGACAAUGAGACAACACGCGGAAGGGUGCCACCAAAUCUCCGGAAAUUCCGCAGUGAGAGUGACUUCCGGCAAUUGGGAGUUGUCCCCACUUCACGACCCAGCUCCAGGGCACACGGAAACAUCCCCCUGGCAGCACUCAAGCAAGCCAAUAGCCGUGCCAGCAUUGCUGGAACGCAUCUCAAUCAUCACGCACCCAAUUCACGACACUACGGCAAUCGAUCACACAGUGAAGCUGAUCUUCUGGGUCCCGAUACGUACGACUAUGACUCCAGACUUUAUGCUCCAUCGAGGGCACGAUCGGAUCAGGUUCUUCUGUCACGAAGACAAUCCCCGCUGGGGCUUGUCUAUCCCAACAUCCAGGUGCAUUCCUUGGACGUUUCUCCGGGCGUUCGGGGUGUUUCGCUGCAAGCUAAAGCCGGAGAUCUCUUUGCAAUUAUGGCCACAUCGCAGAAGGAGGGAACAGCGUUGACUGAAGCCCUAGCUGGACUCCGAGAUCGCCUCGCUGGGGAGAUUCUCGUCAAUGGACAGCACAUAACACAGCGUGGUCUUCGAGAUCUCUGUGGCUACGUCCCAGCACCCGAUCGUGCAGCUCUCGAUCCUCGGAUGAGUGUCCAGAGCACCCUUAGCUUCCAUGCUUCGCUGCGAGGCCCCAUUGAUCGGAGCGAUCUCAAGGAGCGAAUUGACAUCCUGAUUGAGGAUUUGGGACUCACAGCCGUCCGGACGGCCAAUGUGUCCCGUUUGACACACUCUGAGCGUCAACGCUUGAGUGUGGCGUGCCAACUUCUGACCCAAGCUAGUGUUCUCGUUCUCGAUCAAGCCACAACCAGCAUGGACAUCUUCGACACCUUCUUCCUGGUUGAGUACCUUCGACAGUGGUGCAGUAGUGGUCGCAUCGUGAUAAUGACCCUCCAACCGCCAACAUUUGAGAUUCUCUCCAUGUGCUCCGGGGUUUUACUCCUCUCCGGCGGACGAACUGUCUUCUCCGGAAGUCGUUCUGAUCUACCACGUCACAUGGGUACUCUUGGGUAUCCGUGUCCACCUUUCAAGAAUCCCGCUGACUACUACUUGGAUCUCGUGACAUUGGAUGAUCUUUCGGCUGCUGCGAUGUUGGAAUCUUCAGCACGAAUUGACUCCCUUGCAUCGGCUUGGGAGCAAGUUAAUGCCGAACUACCCAUUGGAGCUCCUCCGGCUGCAAUGCCCAACUUUACAAAACGCGCUGGAGCUUUUAAGCAAAUCACAACACUUUGCAAGAGGUAUAUUGUCUACAAGCAACCAGGAUCUUUGCUUUCCUGGAUCAGCCGGUUAAUAGCUGCUGCAGUUCUAUCCCUCUGCAUUGGCUGUAUCUUCUGGGAUGUACCAGCAACGGAUCCCCAGCUACUGCAGAAUGAUCGUCUAGGGUACCAUCAUUGCAUCAUGGCUGUGGCUUUCUGGCCUCUCCUCCUGCUCACAAUUAGGGAUCUUCACGAGGAUCGAGAGCAUGCUGAGCGUGAAAUUGCAUUGCGACUAUACUCACGCCCACUCUACAUUAUUGUGCAGAGUGUUCUGAGCGUGAUGCCAAGCCUCUGCAUUUGGCUGGCUUACCUCCUGCCCGCGCACAGCAUGGCUGGCCUCUAUUCCUACACCACGAGCAGCGAUCGCGGGAUUUACAUUUACAUGGGAUACAUGCUCCUGUAUUUGAUGGCCAUACAAGCGCUCGCCCUCUUUGCCGCGCAUUUCUUCUCCGCCAAGACAAAUGCCAGCGUCUUCACGGGACUCAUAAUGCUGGCCGUGAGCUCCGUCGGUGGGUACUCCAUUCACGCUGCUUCAAUUCCAACCUUCUGGACGUGGGUGCAGGUUGUCUCACCCGAACGCUGGCUCCUUCCUGUCUUGGCUGAAGAUGAGUACAGUGCUGAAACAAUCGCCAACACUGCUGGGCUACAACUUUGCCGGAACAAACAGGUUCAGCACCAAGAGAUAAUCGUUCAGCAACCAUGUCCCCCACCCAAUGGGACACAGAUCCUUGCAGAUCAUCUACUACUGCCCCGGGAUCAUGCUUUGGAUCCCAAAAAUAUGCACGAAGCCACAAUUAUUGGGCUCUGUGUGGCAGCGUGUCUCCUCUUCGUGCUGGCCUUUGUAGCCUUCAGCGCCAACACAUGGCGACUCUUUACGCGCAAGAAGAGAAGCGCCAGAGAAAGAUAGACCAUCCCCAACCCCCCUUAGAUUUGCAUUAACACAAUGGGAUUUUUUUUUGCUCUACAAUAUACAAAUUUUCUAGAAUACA